This is a messenger RNA of Arabidopsis arenosa, 1486 nucleotides long. The record is from the annotation of a GenBank genome assembly. Lineage: Eukaryota; Viridiplantae; Streptophyta; Magnoliopsida; Brassicales; Brassicaceae.
AGUUCUUGUGUAGAAAGAUAGUUUCAUGUGAUCAAAAUUGGGGCUUUACUAAUUUUAAGACAUGGACGAGUUUGCCGCAAAGAAGAAGGAUUUGGUCAAUACGCCUGUGGAUUUGUAUCCUCCGGAGAAUCCAAUGUCGGGUCCUUCUCAGAUGAUGGAUUCAUUCAGAGAAACUCUUUGGAAUGAUGGUGGUUUCAAUGUCCACACAGAUGCAGACACUUCCUUUAGAGGUAAUAAUAAUAUUGAUCAUAGACCUCUUGAAAUGGGUUGGAACAUGGCUCAGUUCCCUGCAGAUUCAGGAUUCAUAGAGCGUGCUGCAAAGUUUUCUUUUUUUGGAUGUGGGAGUUUUAGUGAAAUGAUGAUGAACCAACAAUCUUCUCUUGGAGUUCCAGAAUCAACUGGCUUGUUUCUUCAAGAUACACAGAUUUCAAGUGGAUCCAAACUAGAUAAUGGUUCUCUUAAGGAUGCAUCUAAGUUAGUUAAAGACAGAUCGAUUAAUGCAUCAGAGGAUUCUCAAUCUAGUGGAGGUAAUGGUCAUGAUGAUGCUAAAUGUGGGGAUACAUCUUCCAAGGGGUUUAAUUGUAAGAAGAGGAAAAGAAUUGGGAAGGAUUCUGAAACUAAUCAAUCACAUAGAGUUGAGCAAUGUGGUGAAGAACAAGAAAAUAAAAAGCAGAAGGAAGAGCAAAGUCCAAAUUCAAAUGCUAACAAGACAAACAGUGAGAAACAAGCUUCUGAUUCUUUAAAGGAUGGGUAUAUUCACAUGAGGGCACGGAGAGGCCAGGCUACAAAUAGUCACAGUCUUGCAGAAAGAGUGAGGAGAGAAAAAAUCAGUGAAAGGAUGAAGUUCCUGCAAGAUCUUGUACCGGGUUGCGACAAGGUGACUGGGAAGGCGGUUAUGCUUGACGAAAUCAUUAACUAUGUGCAGUCACUUCAAUGCCAGAUCGAGUUUUUAUCGAUGAAACUUUCGGCUGUGAAUCCUGUGCUCGAUUUUAACCUUGAAAGCCUCCUUGCAAAAGAUGCUCUUCAAUCAUCUGCACCGACAUUUCCCCAAAACAUGUCGAUGCUUUAUCCUCCUCUAUCAUAUCUCUCUCAAACAGGAUUCAUGCAACCGAACCUUUCCUCAAUGACGCUAUUGAAUGGAGGAUUAAAACGGCAGGAAAUACAUGGAUACGAAAGUGAUCACCACAAUGUUGUCCACAUGAACAAUGAAACUGGCACUGCACCUGAUCAUGAAGACGCAACAGCCGACAUGAAGGUGGAGCCGUAGAUGGUUUCUUCUUCACUUUGUACUCAGCUUUAGCUGCGGUUGAGAAUUUUAUUAACUUUGAACAGAAGAGUGAAAAACGAAACAGAGGAGGAAGCAAAUCUUGUCGUUGUAAUAUUAACAGCUCCGGGAGAAAGAGUCUGAGAGUAAGAAUCAACAAUGUUGUGUACUGAAUAGCUACUGUCUGCUUCUUUUGUGUACAUAUAAAUCCAUGUAGGGAAG